Molecule: messenger RNA, 3381 nt
Organism: Diaporthe citri
Lineage: Eukaryota; Fungi; Ascomycota; Sordariomycetes; Diaporthales; Diaporthaceae
Exons: 9
Coding region: 1-3381 (1126 amino acids)
Source: RefSeq, a predicted model, not a curated record
AUGGCCUCCGAAAACCCCGGGCCCAUCCACACAGUCGCCUCCGCGCCCCGGCUGGAUCGCGACACCUCCAGCGCCGCCCCUUCCGCCGCCACCACUGCUCCUGGGCCCUCCUGGAUCCCAGGUUUUGGGUUUCCAGCUCCUUCUGCUCCAUUGCCUGGUCACGCCCGUAGCCACAGCCAGGGUCAGGCUUCAGCUUUCGCCUCCAGUCCUGCCCAUGACUCCACCCUGGACCCGACUAUCAGGGCCCUUCUUGACCAGCAAGCCGAGAUCGAAGCCAAGAUCGCCGCUCUGCUGCCCCGAAAGCACGGUCCAGACUUCAAGGUCGAACUUGCCAUGCUGCGGCACAAGUUCAAAUCCCUGCGCGCUUUCGCCGAUGACAACCAUAUAUCCGAUAAGAUUCCGGUCUUGUUUGAGAUCGAGGAUGCCAGAGCACUCCAGUACCAGUGCGAGUGUAUCGAGACGGCUUGUUUAGAGCAAGGUCUGGACCUCCACGAGCAGAGGAUAAAUGAGGAUUUGAAAAUUUACUUUCGCCAUGAUGCUCCGGCUGGAUACGAGGCAUGGCUGGACCGAAAUUUAUCGUACUAUGAUCCGAUUGCUCGGGGUUGGAGAUUGAGGGACAGUCUUCCGUCAAAGUUCCGUGGUUCUCGGUCCUUCAAGUGCUGGGAUGAAAGGUGCUUGCACUACAUUUACGGUUUUCCGAGCCAAGAGGAGCGAGACCAGCACAGCAGGGACCAUCUGGUGUCGUCCAAGCGAGAUUCCGGGUUGUCCAUCGGCGGCACACCACCAGCGAUAUCUGACCAGGCGGCCCAUCACCGCAACUACAGCCAUGAGUACUCAAAAAAUUCAUCACCCCUGGACUCAUUAAGGUCCUACUCGUUUAUAUCAGAGCCCACAUCGUCCUCGAGAGAUCUGCGAGGCUCGGUCGACUCCGAAGUUGACCCUCUUCUCCCACCUCUGAAGCGCAGUCGUGUUGGGCAGUCCAGGCUAGAGUCUAUCGAGGAACUCAGGCUGCUACGCGAUGUCAAGCCAUGCCUUCGAUGCAAGAUAGCGAGGAAGGAGUGCGACUCAAACGACCCAUGCUCCUACUGCCUGAGCCAGGCGGACCAACCCUCUGGCGGCUUCUGGGCUGUCCUCGGUUGUCAUAGAGGGCCCCUCAGCGCUUUCGCUGAGACCCUGGUGCCGAUAUCUAUCUCGCCACGGCAAAGUCAGACUCCGCUUGCCUCACCUCUUGUACCAAGGCGAAACAUGAACGAGUACCUCGAGCAAGCAUACUUAGUAAAUACCGACUUCUUACGACUGGUGAAACACAACCUCGAUUUCGAUGAUGGGUUCUGGUGGUCUGAGGAUCUUUCGAAGUUAUCCCCAUCUAGUAGAUCCGUGUCAUCGUUCCAGCGAGAGCCAGUCGAGAGACCACCGCCCCUGCUGUCAGUUCUGGCAGCCAGUUGGAACAUGAGCGGGACGACAUACAAUUUCUGGAAGCUUCUCAGGCUGAGCGGAUACAUGUCAUCGGACAGGGAGGUUGAAGCCGUGGCAUUUCCGGUGCUAUACCGAGUCAAGCUGCUGCUCAGAGAAGUCUUGUUUUACGACUUGCAACAAGCGGAGCCCUCAAUACAUGCAGAGGCAAACAACUUACAGACACGCUCAGUCUGUGAUGACUCUACCAAUCAUGGCCGAUAUCGACUGCUGUACAACUGCAUGACUGACUUCCUGCAGUCUUUUGAGAACAUCACGCAGAGCGGCGUCCACAUGAAUCCAAGGACCUGGGUUUCUGUCUUUGUAUCAUUGUGUUUGUUCAGUGUUGUGCGGACCGUUCUUGUGGAUAUUGCUUCCUCCGGUCCGAUACCCAGCCCUCUGUCGAGUUCCACCGCGAUCUCAACUGCAACGACUAUGACGGGUGUCUACAAGGCAUUGGUCAGCGUGUUUGGCGCUGUAUCGCCAAUGCUACUCGACGACUAUAACCUAGCCAUGAACGAGGAUGAUCGCGCGCUUUUCAACAUGUUGUACGACAUUACGAAAAAGGAAUACUGGAAUGAGCAAGGUCUGACAUCGACGAGAGAAUUCUUGCUGCUUCUUGGGGACAUUGACAACAUUGGCCCCAUCGUGAACGGCUUCAUCAAGCAGAGAACACCUAGCCAUCGACCUGGGCGGCCUGCGACAAUGUCUAUUCCUGUCUACUGUGCGAAAUGCAAUGAGUACCCCGAAGGGUUCCGAGGCGAGCACGAGCUUCGAAGGCACAAUGACGCCAAGCAUGCUGCUCUUGUGAAGAGAUGGGUUUGCUCCGAACCGCAAAUUUACAGUCCCGGCUCACCACAGCCGGUGGUACCACUGUCCAAGUGCAAGGCUUGCGUCACCCAGAAACGAUAUGGUGCCUACUACAACGCGGCCGCUCACUUGCGAAGAGCGCAUUUCAACCCUCACAGGGGUGGCAAGGCAAGCGGGGACUGGCCACCAAUGACAAUUUUGAAAGACUGGAUGAAGGAGGUCAGACAGUCGGUGGAUGUCAAUGAUCAAGAGUCAGACAGUGGUGAAGACGAUGGCGACUUCAAGCAGCGAUCUGAAGCCGUGUCUCCGCGAAGCGGCCGCCGAUCUCCAAUUCUCGAAGUACCCAGGCUUGCUCCAGCACCUCCUUCUCUGCCUCAUGGCGUGCCUCCUCACAUUCUUGCUGCGCAACGAGCUCCUCUUCUGGCAGCUCCGUUUCUGGAGAUCCCGCCUCUCGCUACUCCGGCAACGAUCAAUUUCCAGACGAGCCCGAUUCAAAGUAACACCACGAAUUUUGCCAACAUUGCGAGCAUCAACAGACCGGAUGAGACGCCACCGAAUAGUCCUCAAGAUUUCUACGAACACCUGGACGAUUGUGUCCUCAAUGUCAUCGUUCCGUCCACGACUCCACGAUCCGCGACAUCAACCAACUGCCCUACCAGUGGUGCUAUGAGCAAUACGAGUAGUGCUGUUCCAAGCAGCGCCGCGACCAGUGCUGCUACCAGUGUUGGCCAGGAUUCCGCUCUUCUUCGGACGCCAACGACGGCGGGCUCAGCACAGGAGCAGGAUCUAGAUUUUCAAUACCAUCUCCGCCGCGGGGCCGAGUCAGGGGCGACAUCAGAUGACAACAAAGACAAAGGAGCGCGCGGAUCUGACAUCGACGCAGCGGCGGCUUCUCCCCAGGCACUACCCGCACAAUACCAGGCCUCCACUCCUACUGAACCAGCCGAACAAAAGGAUGAGCACGUUGAGAAGAUCGAGUCAGAUGCGCCUCAGUCGUCACGGCGGUCGACUUCUCAGUCAGAAAAGCUUGAUGAGAUGGGUCCCACCACAGAGGAUCGCCCUCGCGUGCUGGCGGUCGAGGUCAAGCUUGGCUCACCGUUCUCACCGGAUCAAGCUUGA